Molecule: messenger RNA, 2211 nt
Organism: Cladophialophora immunda
Lineage: Eukaryota; Fungi; Ascomycota; Eurotiomycetes; Chaetothyriales; Herpotrichiellaceae
Exons: 2
Coding region: 48-1472 (474 amino acids)
Biological process (GO): regulation of DNA-templated transcription
Molecular function (GO): DNA-binding transcription factor activity, RNA polymerase II-specific; zinc ion binding
Source: RefSeq, a predicted model, not a curated record
GCAACACCGAAUCUCCUUCCAUUUCCAUCCUCCCAGCCCCCUGUAUCAUGGUGUUUAACGGGAAGCCAUCUCGAGCCUGUGCUCAUUGCAGACGGAGGAAACUUCGUUGCGAUCUUCACAAGGAUGCGUGCGGUCAGUGUGUGAGAGCUGGUCUAACAUGCUCGGGCUACCGCGACCCCGAUCAAUUAAGAAUCCGAGAUGAGAGCCAGUCAGUCAUUCGCAAAGCUCGAGGCCUGCCUUCAGCACCAAUUGCAACGAGUAUCGACACUCCACUCGUGGACAGGGCAAGGGCAGCCUUCUUCUCCCAUUACGUCCUUGGGUUCGCCAAAACGUAUGAUGUCCUGGAACGGAUUGGUCGACAAGCUCCGCUGGACAAGCACUUAGCAGUCAGUGUUGAUGCCGUGAGCUUGGCUUUCUUUUCUUUUCAAUACGACGCUCCACGUGCCUUCAAACCCUCUCGAGAAAUGUAUCUGUCCGCUCUUCCGCUGGUCAAAAAUGCCGUGACAACUACGGAGUUUCUCGCGUCGGACUCGACUCUGUUGGCAGUACUUCUUCUCGACCUGUUUGAAAAGUUAACCAACCGCAGUCCCAUCUCAUCUGAAUCAUGGAUGAGCCACGUCAAGGGUGCAUUGGCACUUGUUAAGCUGCGCCGACCCCAGCAGCUUGAAACUUACGUCGGCUUACGGCUAUCAGUUCGCCUGUUCACGAACAUGCUCAUAAGCUGCGUGGCGGGCGACUCCCCAAUUCCACCUGCGUUGAUCAAACUCCGCUCAGACAUACAACCUCAUGUCGACGUGAAUGAUCCCAAAUGGCGGGUUUCUGGCCUGGUAAUGAAGUAUGCCAACUUUCGCGGAGCAGUAAGGGAAGGCUUUCUAAAGCCUUCUGACGUCAUCACGCAAGCAAAGAGGCUAGACAGCGAAUUUGGCUCACUUGCUAGGGACAUGCCACCGGCGUGGAUUUCACACAGGAUUUCAGUCCCGACGGGCUCGCCUGGAGUGCUGGAGCAUUAUUACGACGUCUAUCCGGACUAUUUCACGGCACAGACUUGCAACGUUAUCCGAAUCAUGCGAAUUCUGCUGAACAAUCUCAUCCGAACCACAUAUGCGAGCAUCAUCUCAGACAGCACAGGUGUCCAUCAUCACGAAUUGAAUGUCGCCUUCGCUUCUCAUAUAAUCGACACCAUGGCAAAAGAGAUCUGUGCCACAGGACCUCAGUUCACACAAAAGCCGACCCAUUCUUCACCCCUUCGAAAACUACACUGUUACACACUUCUCUUUCCUUUCUACGUGGCUGCCAUGUUCGCAAGUCCUGAGACAAAGGUCCGGGACUGGGUGAUUCUGCAAUUGAAAAGCAUUUCCGGCCACUCGGCUAUACGAAAUGCCAGCAUUGUGGCUGAAACACUUGAGAAGAGACAAAACACAAGUCCCUGGUCGAUGUAUGCCAUUCUGGGCAGUUACGCAUUCGCAGCAUAGCUCGCAAUAGUAUAGCGAAUACCUCCCAGAUACCCUGUUUCAGAUCGCGAUCCAGGACGGCGGCACCAUGGGGAUUAAUAACGAGGUACACGAGCCGACAGAUCGGCCCGUUACAGCCUGUGAUUGAGGCCGGCUGAAAACAUAUUGAACAUGGUGUCGUGUUGACGGGUGCGGCUCUCUCAGUGCAUCAGAAGAAUGGCAGAGGCGCAGUUGGGACAUCUUCGUGAUUACCUACAACACUGCUCUAGGACAAGGCCGUCUCACACCGUAUGAAGUCAACUCACCAAUAUCCAUGGAUCACACAGAAUCUCUCAUUGGUUUUCAGCUCUGAUCGAGAACUGGAAAAUGUUGGACAUAUACCCGAUGCGAGUAUUUUCAAGAUAACGGAAGCAGUCUGGAGAUGAUGUCUGUGGCCCUGGACGCCGGUGGACAGCAUUAGGAAUGGGAACCAGCAUCCGCGCCGCCUAUCUAUGGGGGUAUCUAGCUAGUCUCUCUUUUUAUGUGGGGCUAUUGGACGACUGAUUACAUAUUGCUCUCGAAGCUCUGGUUCUCGCAAGUGCAACAAGGCUGAGCGUUCCAGUCGGUCAUCCGGCAACGUCCCCCCAAAACUGCAGCCCCCGGUCCCGUCUUCUGCUCACGAUUGUUCAUGGAAGAUUGCAAAAAAGAUUCAAACAGCAAAAACAAUCAACAGUCAGGAUUCCCAACUGGUCACCCACGUUAGUACUAACUGACCGGCAUG